AUGACUUAUGACAAUCGUGAUAUGAUACCAACGACGGCGAAACCAGUGCGAUAUUCUUAUUUAGAGAUAAAAGAAGCACAGCGCGUGUGUGGGGAAAAGAUGAUGGUGGCAGCAUUACGUGAAUGUGGAUCAGUAUCAGACGCUCAACAGCAGAUUUUUCGAGCGCAUGUGAAUGAUUUGUGCGCAACAGUCUUUGCAGCAGCAUUACGGAAAUAUAACCCUGAAAAUCAAGAGGAGGUGGCACCAGUGGAUGAGGAAUUAGCAAUGAAACUCAAGCAAAUGGAGACGAGAUUGAAGGAAAAACAAAAAGCUGUCAAAAAGCUUCAGGAACAAGUACCGAGGAUGGCGGCAGCAAAUGCACGCGACGAAUUAAUGAAGGCUCGUAAACGCCAUGCAAAUGUGCUUGUAACAGAGCUGAAACUGACGGAGGGUGUCGGGUUGGAGUUGACUGAAGAACAGAUUGAGGCAUUGAAGGCAGCUUAUAUCAAGACGGCGUCUUCGAUUGCAAUUACAAGUGCCAAGAUGUCCCAAGUUAGGAGCCAGACAAUCGAAACCAUUAGUAUUGUGGAACAGGCGAUGAAGCGGCCAAAGACGGAAGUCGAUCUUGCCAUGGAAAACAGUCCAGUCAAGCCAAAAGCGCUUUUGAGCGUGCAGGAAAAGAGCAGUCUACAGCAGCCGUCUCCUCUUCGUACGCGUCUCGCACUUCAACUGAGCGCAUCCAAGAACGUGUAG
Molecule: messenger RNA, 732 nt
Organism: Peronospora belbahrii
Lineage: Eukaryota; Oomycota; Peronosporomycetes; Peronosporales; Peronosporaceae
Source: the annotation of a GenBank genome assembly